UCGCGAGGCGCGAGGGAGGGCCGGGCCGCUCGUCCGCCCUCUGGGGGCCGGUGCGUGCAGCCGCGCACCUGGCAACGGCGCCGCGUCCCCGCCCGCGCCGCCCCGCACCCCCCGCCGGCGGCCUCGAGCGCUCGCUCGUUGAUGCCGUUCUGGGGGUGACCCGGCGCGGCUCCGCGGUGGCGGGGCUCUAGACGACGCCGGCCCAGCGACGCGGGACCGGGACAUGCUGGAGCUGCGGCACCGCGACGUCUGCCCCGGCCACGGGGCAGCGGGGGCGCCGCCACCCCGCGAGGGAGAGGCGGCCGGCGGCGACCACGAAACCGAGAGCACCAGCGACAAAGAAACAGAUAUUGAUGACAGGUAUGGAGAUCUCGAUGCCAGAGGAGAUUCGGAUGUUCCUGAGGCCCCACCGUCCUCAGACAGGACCCCUGAGAUCCUCAAGAAAGCCCUGUCUGGACUGUCUUCAAGAUGGAAGAACUGGUGGAUUCGAGGGAUUCUCACGCUGACCAUGAUCUCCCUCUUUUUCCUGAUAAUCUAUAUGGGGUCCUUCAUGCUGAUGCUCCUGGUUCUGGGCAUCCAAGUGAAAUGCUUCCACGAGAUCAUCACGAUCGGGUACCGGGUCUACCACUCCUAUGACCUGCCGUGGUUCCGAACACUCAGCUGGUACUUCCUGCUGUGUGUGAACUACUUCUUCUACGGAGAGACGGUUGCGGAUUACUUUGCUACAUUUGUUCAGAGGGAGGAGCAGCUGCAGUUCCUCAUCCGCUACCACAGGUUCAUCUCCUUCGCCCUCUACCUGGCAGGUUUCUGUAUGUUUGUGCUGAGCUUGGUGAAGAAACACUACCGCCUGCAGUUUUACAUGUUCGCAUGGACUCAUGUCACUUUACUGAUAAUCGUUACUCAGUCACAUCUUGUCAUCCAAAAUCUGUUUGAAGGCAUGAUAUGGUUCCUUGUUCCAAUAUCAAGUGUCAUCUGCAAUGACAUCACCGCUUACCUUUUUGGAUUUUUUUUUGGAAGAACUCCUUUAAUUAAGCUGUCUCCUAAGAAGACCUGGGAAGGAUUCAUUGGCGGUUUCUUCUCCACAGUCAUAUUUGGAUUCAUUGCUGCCUAUGUGUUGUCCAAAUACCAAUACUUCGUGUGCCCAGUGGAAUACCGAAGCGACGUCAACUCCUUUGUGACUGAGUGCGAGCCUUCUGAACUGUUCCAGCUUCAGAACUACUUCCUCCCUCCCUUCCUGCAGGCGGUGCUGAGCCAGGAAACCGUGCGCCUGUAUCCCUUCCAGAUACACAGCGUUGCCCUUUCAACGUUUGCUUCACUGAUUGGCCCGUUUGGAGGCUUCUUCGCCAGUGGAUUCAAAAGAGCUUUCAAAAUCAAGGAUUUCGCAAACACUAUCCCUGGACACGGCGGGAUAAUGGACAGGUUCGACUGUCAGUAUCUGAUGGCAACUUUCGUGCAUGUGUACAUCACGAGUUUCGUAAGGGGUCCGAAUCCCAGCAAAGUGCUCCAGCAGCUGUUGGUACUUCAGCCAGAGCAGCAGCUAAAUAUCUACAGAACCCUGAAGAUUCACCUCACCGAGAAGGGGAUCCUGCAGCCCGCCUUGAAGAUGUAGCUGCCUGAGGACAGACUUCCCGGGAGGAGCCCACAGGACAGCUCUGAGUGAAGUCAUGCACUGAGCCAGCACGGGGCUGAAAGCUUGAUGGACACGGCUGUUGCCGAUAUGAAUGUUUCUUUCUCUGAUAAGACUGUGAAUAUUUAACAAACAUAUAUGAUCUAAGUGAUGAGCGUGUGGCGGACGCUGGCCCAGGAAAGGUCCCGCACUCCUCUAAGACGCGUUUUCCAACAUUAACUGCUCUGCCCUCACUUGCUGAGUUCCAUGACUUAGGAGAUUUGUGUUUUAAAGAGCCAAACACCAUGCAGCGAGGCCUCAGGGUCAUGCCUGGUAGUGUGAUCUUUUGCAGGAACACUGACCUCUGCACCAGGAGCUGCCCCUUCUGUGUAAGUAAUGCUCCGCAGGCGCCAUGCAAAGCCAGGUCUCCAGGGCCGCCUCCUCUUCUAAGCUCAAGUAUUGCUGAGGGCCGAGUUAGAUUAAAAAAGCGAGAAAAAGAACGAUUGUCCACUUCUCUCUCUUUCCUCCCCCUCCCUUGUUUGUUUGUUCAUGAUGCUGGGGUGGCCCCCAGGUCACACACCAGGCAGGUGCCCACUUCCGGGCUGCUCUCCAGCUGACUGUUCCUCUCAGAGAAGUAGUCAUCUGCCAAGGGCAAGCACCUGGCGUUAAGCAGUUUCAAAAUUCAGAAGCUAGAGGCUUCAGCCUUCCUGAUUUGUUUAAAAAGAAGGUGUCAGAAUCCAUUUCUGAUGAACCUUUUGGAGAAACACAACCAACUUCCCCAGAGACACAGAAGUGGGGUGCUGAGUGAAGAGAGCAGCACGAGGCUCCCGCUGGGAAUCCCUCACGAGGGGGCUGGGGCAGGGCCGGUGCCUCUAAGGCUGCAGGUCCCCCUCUACCCCUGCCCCUGGCCUGGUGGGAGCGUCUGCUUUCCUCGGUUCCCUGAGUCCCAUGCUUGGGGUGGUGAGGCCUGCAUGGCAGGCAGGGCUUCCUUCCAGCCCGCUGUACACCUCAACAGGCAGGAAGAGAGUUCUGCCCAAGGACCCCGACCAGGGCCAGCUCCCUGGUGGUAACUAACCUCUGUCACAUUGCUCUUCCCCCUAUGUCACAAAAUCCAAGAAUAAAAAACAAGCAGAAAUAAUAGCCACCAAGGACACAAGCACAAGAAUACCACACCUUCCUCGGCUGGGGCUGGACGCUGGAACCAGCCUAGAGGAAAGCCUGAGCACGCGCCUGUUCAACCUCCUGUCGCUGUGUGUGCCCUACAGCCACUCUCAGCAGGUCAAACGAAACGACCGGUUCUGCCAUUGUAAAUUUUGGUUAAUACUUGGCCUAAACUAGAAGUGAGUCUGAGUCAUCACACACAUCCUUCCCGCUGUAGAUGCACCUGGUUUUGGGCAGCUGUAGCCAUCAUGCGCUCUACACUCACGCUGUGUAGAGCGACACUGCAGACACAGUGACCCUCAGUCCUGAGAAGGCCAUCGGUGGCCUCUCUAGGUGACGAGUGACCCAGGGCUACAUCCAGCCCGAGUCACUCCCGCCUCUGCCUGAAGCCCGGUGAAGGCACCAUCACGCGAGGCGGUGAUUACUUUUCAGUCGGGUGACGUGCGUUCAUUCCAACGUCCCCUACUUUUGUUUGCCCCACUCCCUACUCCAGAUGUUGAUCAGAGGAAGAGUUGCAGGCACCAAAGAAACAGCGAAAACCUUAGAUUGGAACAUGCCCUGGAAAUGUGGCCGUCUGCACGCAGAAACGUGCUUGCAGAUAAUGGAGCUUCUCCUUGCCCACCAUGCUUUUAUGGGAUUGUGAGGUGUUGCAGGAUGGAAUUAUGAGAGCAUUUACUAAACACACAGAAAAAUCAACAUUCUUCUAAACAAAGGAAGAAACUGGCACUAUCUGGGGUUGCAGGAAAAGCCUUUCUCAAAUAGACUUUGGGUAUACAUUGAACCAUAUAAGAACAAGUGAGCACUUACUUUUCACAGAGCUCUGAAGAUCAGCAUUUUAGCAUAUUUUAUAGCAUGUACAUUAGGAUGGACUAUAUUUUAGCAAUCACCGUAAGAGCCAGACCGUGAUCAGCAUCACAUUUGCACUGGGAGAGGCUUCACCUAAUGACGUGAUGACAAAUGCGAACCAGGAAGGUCUUCCACGGGGAUGACCAUCAUUGGAAAUUUGCGGUUUGGCACCCAUCGCUUGACUUAGCAGCCAGCCUGUGGGAUGUUAAUGUCUCCUCCAUGCGCUUUCCCCGUGGGGACGCACAUACAGUUACUGAGAUUAAAGGCCACCCCGUUUCCCUUUAUCCUCUCCUCAUUUGCACUUUGGUUUGAACAAAGGUAAUGACACCUGGUUCAAUGAAAAGGAGACGGUAGCAACGCUGUGUAUAUAUUGUACAUGGGUGAAAGUUUAUGAUAUGUGUCAAUCAGUUCUCUGAAUCUUUUUACUGAAAACUGAGAUAGAAAAAUAAAAUUUCAAUGAUAUUUUGA
Molecule: messenger RNA, 4081 nt
Organism: Psammomys obesus (fat sand rat)
Lineage: Eukaryota; Metazoa; Chordata; Mammalia; Rodentia; Muridae
Gene: Cds1
Product: CDP-diacylglycerol synthase 1
Exons: 13
Coding region: 224-1609 (461 amino acids)
Cellular component (GO): endoplasmic reticulum membrane
Molecular function (GO): phosphatidate cytidylyltransferase activity
Source: RefSeq, a predicted model, not a curated record